AUGGUUAAGGAGAUGGGAAUGACUGGUAACACAAGUCCAUUCGGACAACCCUUUAGUCAAACUGGAGGGCAGCAAAUGGGAGCCCCUGGAGUAAACCCCCAGUUAUCCAGCAAACAGAGCAUGGUCAAUAGUUUGCCUCCCUUCCCUACAGACAUCAAGAAUGCUUCAGUCACCAACGUGCCAAACAUGUCUCAGAUGCAAACUUCAGUGGGAAUUGUCCCCACACAGGCGAUCGCAGCGGGCCCCACUGCAGAUCCUGAGAAACGCAAACUGAUACAGCAGCAGCUGGUUCUACUGCUUCAUGCUCAUAAGUGUCAGAGACGAGAACAAGCGAACGGAGAGGUUCGGGCCUGCUCUCUCCCACACUGUCGAACCAUGAAAAAUGUUUUGAAUCACAUGACACAUUGUCAGGCUGGGAAAGCCUGUCAAGUUGCCCAUUGUGCAUCUUCACGACAAAUCAUCUCUCAUUGGAAGAACUGCACACGACAUGACUGUCCUGUUUGCCUCCCUUUGAAAAAUGCCAGUGACAAGCGAAACCAACAAACCAUCCUGGGGUCUCCAGCUAGUGGGAUUCAGAACACAAUUGGUUCUGUUGGCACAGGCCAGCAGAAUGCCGCGUCUUUAAGUAACCCAAAUCCCAUAGACCCCAGCUCCAUGCAGCGUGCGUAUGCUGCUCUUGGACUCCCCUACCUGAACCAGCCCCAGACGCAGCUGCAGCCUCAGGUUCCCGGCCAGCAACCAGCACAGCCUCAGACUCACCAGCAGAUGAGGACUCUCAACCCCCUGGGAAAUAACCCAAUGAACAUUCCAGCAGGAGGAAUAACAACAGAUCAGCAGCCACCAAACUUGAUUUCAGAAUCAGCUCUUCCAACUUCCCUUGGGGCCACAAACCCACUGAUAAAUGAUGGCUCGAGCCCUGCAAACAUUGGGACCCUCAGCACUAUACCUACAGCGGCCCCUCCUUCCAGCACCGGCGUUCGGAAAGGGUGGCACGAACACGUCACUCAGGACCUACGGAGCCAUCUAGUGCAUAAACUCGUCCAAGCCAUCUUUCCAACCCCUGACCCGGCAGCCCUGAAGGAUCGCCGCAUGGAGAACCUGGUGGCCUACGCUAAGAAAGUGGAGGGGGAUAUGUAUGAGUCUGCCAACAGCCGGGAUGAAUACUAUCACUUACUGGCAGAAAAAAUCUACAAGAUACAAAAAGAACUAGAAGAAAAGCGGAGGUCGCGUUUGCACAAACAAGGCAUCUUGGGUAACCAGCCCGCCCUGCCGACUCCCGGGGCGCAGCCCCCAGGGAUUCCGCAGACACAGCCUGUGAGGCCUCCAAAUGGACCCAUGCCCCUGCCGGUGAACCGCGUGCAGGUGUCCCAAGGGAUGAAUUCAUUUACCCCAAUGUCCUUGGGGAAUGUACAGUUGCCACAAGCUCCCAUGGGACCACGUGCAGCAUCCCCCAUGAACCACUCUGUCCCGAUGAACAGCAUGGGCUCCGUUCCAGGGAUGGCCAUUUCUCCUUCCCGAAUGCCUCAGCCUCCGAACAUGAUGGGCGCUCACGCCAACAACAUUAUGGCCCAGGCGCCUGCACAGAACCAGUUCCUGCCACAGAACCAGUUCCAGUCCUCCAGUGGGGCGAUGAGCGUAAACAGUGUGGGCAUGGGGCAGCCGGCGGCCCAGACAGGCGUGCCACAGGCCGGCCAGCUGCCCUGCCCACCAGUGACACAGUCACCGCUGCACCAGACGCCACCUCCUGCUUCCACGGCUGCCGGCAUGCCAUCUCUCCAGCACCCGACGGCGCCUGGGAUGACUCCUCCUCAGCCAGCAGCCCCCACCCAGCCGUCGACUCCCGUGUCGUCUUCCGGGCAGACUCCCACCCCGACUCCAGGCUCCGUGCCCAGUGCUAGCCAAACCCAGAGCACCCCUACGGUCCAGGCAGCAGCCCAGGCCCAGGUGACCCCACAGCCUCAUACCCCAGUCCAGCCCCCGUCUGUGGCCACCCCUCAGUCGUCACAGCAGCAGCCGACACCUGUGCACACCCAGCCUCCUGGCACACCGCUUUCCCAGGCAGCUGCCAGCAUCGAUAACAGGGUCCCCACUCCUUCCUCGGUGGCCAGCGCUGAAACCAACUCCCAGCAGCCAGGACCCGAUGUACCAAUGCUGGAAGUGAAGACAGAGGUCAAGACUGAGGACACUGAGCCUGAUGCCAGUGACUCCAAGGGGGAGCCUGGGUCUGCGUUCUGCAGCAUUGGACUGCACAAGGGUGUGCUCGUUCACUAA
Leptonychotes weddellii (Weddell seal) is the source of this 2271-nucleotide messenger RNA. NCBI's taxonomy places the organism in Eukaryota, Metazoa, Chordata, Mammalia, Carnivora, Phocidae. The record is from RefSeq and is a predicted model, not a curated record.